AUGCCUGGUGGUAAAGCUGGAAAGGAUUCUGGAAAGGCAAAAGCUAAAGCUGUGUCCCGAUCGGCUCGCGCUGGACUUCAGUUUCCUGUCGGACGUAUCCAUCGUCACUUGAAAACGCGAACGACAAGCCAUGGGCGGGUUGGAGCUACUGCUGCCGUGUAUAGCGCUGCAAUUUUGGAAUACCUGACCGCUGAGGUUCUGGAGUUGGCUGGGAAUGCCAGUAAAGACUUGAAAGUCAAACGUAUCACACCUCGUCACUUGCAGCUGGCCAUCCGAGGAGACGAAGAGUUGGACUCCCUCAUCAAAGCAACAAUUGCAGGCGGCGGUGUGAUCCCCCACAUUCACAAGUCCCUGAUCGGAAAGAAGGGGUCUCAGAAGGCAGCAUAA
Messenger RNA from Candidula unifasciata, 387 nucleotides. The record is from the annotation of a GenBank genome assembly. Lineage: Eukaryota; Metazoa; Mollusca; Gastropoda; Stylommatophora; Geomitridae.